AUGGCUUCGCCAUACGCUGAACAAGAACCACCAACAUGGGGACCUCCGGGCCGUCAAGUAGCCGCCAUGGCAGUACCAAUGAACUACGGCAUGAUGAAAUCUCCAGCCGAACAAUUAUACCCCCCUGGCUGGAUUACGGUUCCCAUUCUGCAGCUCAUUUUUGCCCUCAUCAGUGCUGGCGCUCCAGCAUACUUCCUGGCAACAGGGAUAGCCGUUCGAGUUGUCCUUAUAACUUGCGCCUCGGUAUUCUCAAUUGGCAUCUCUAUCUGGCUCAUUUGCGCUCACUCUUGCGCACCACAGUCCCUCAAGCCCAUGGUAGCCCUUCCCCUCGACUUUUUAGUCCUGGUACUCUGGAUCGCGACUGUUGGGUGGAUGGCAGCCUCAGCGGUCAACCUGCCCAUACAUGGCCUGUUCGGUUCCAUUUAUGAAGCAUCUGCAGGCAUUGCUGGGAUAGAUCUUAUACUUUUUGCUGUGGGCAUAAUAGGCGAUAGUAUUGCUAUUCAUCGCCUACGAAGACUUGACCAAGGGGUGCAAUUCCAGCAAUACCCGACUCAGCAGCCGAACAUGCAGCCAUAUAUGCAAACACAAGCUCGUCACCCCGGAUUUAGCUACUAUCAAGAUGGCACUCAAACGACGACCAGAAAACCUGAAUUUGAAGUCCGAAGCCCUGCGAAUCCGCAAUCGAUGCAAAGUCCGACAGAAAACGCCGAACGGGAGUUUGGACAUGAACUUGAACCUCAGGUAAUCCAGGCCAGAGAAAUGGAUGGAAAAGCGACACUAGGGCUCAGCGAAUGGAUUUCUAAACCCGAGCUUAAUCCUCAUUCCGUCCAAACGAGAGAAUUAGCUGAGCAAGACCGGACAGCUGAGUUGUCUGAAACGAUUUCACCAGCGUCACCGUUCUCGUAUCAUGGCGGCGUUAGUCAGUCGCCGGUCGAGCUUCCUACCAGGCCACAGUCUUGA
Messenger RNA from Pochonia chlamydosporia 170, 960 nucleotides. RefSeq lists its product as hypothetical. Bases 1 to 960 code for a protein of 319 amino acids. The record is from RefSeq and is a predicted model, not a curated record. The transcript is spliced from 3 exons. Lineage: Eukaryota; Fungi; Ascomycota; Sordariomycetes; Hypocreales; Clavicipitaceae.